This is a messenger RNA of Dermacentor silvarum, 1739 nucleotides long. Its product is annotated as cytochrome P450 2H2-like. Gene Ontology annotation, molecular function: heme binding; monooxygenase activity; iron ion binding. The coding region runs from base 118 to 1659 and encodes 513 amino acids. The record is from RefSeq and is a predicted model, not a curated record. The transcript is spliced from 9 exons. Lineage: Eukaryota; Metazoa; Arthropoda; Arachnida; Ixodida; Ixodidae.
ACGUUUCUGAAGAUAUCCUAUAGCUCCUGCUAUCUGUUCAGCGCCGCGCCUACAGCCAAGCCAGCCUGGUGGCCGUUUUAAAGCACAUAAGCCCUCUUGCUAGGCCGAACAGGCAUCAUGGACUCAACUAUGACUGUCGUGCCACUCUUCCAGGUAACCUCGGUGAACUGGUUGUAUCUAUCUUUAUCUAUAGCAUUUUCAUUCUUGCUAUUUGCCGUCAUCACAUCGAACAUGAACAAGCCCAGAAUUCCAAAGGGAAAGAAACUGCCGCCAGGCCCUCGAGGUUUCCCAUUGGUCGGUCACUUGCCGUAUGGACCAAGAAACUUCGAUUACAGAAGAUGCCUGGAAAUUUCAAAACAGCACGGACCGGUGUUCAGGCUAAAAAUAGGAGUGAAAGAUAUUGUUAUCUUGAACGACUUUGACUCAAUAAAAGAUGUACUGACCAGAAAAGAUGUUUUGAACCGGACAGACAACUUCAUUCUAGAUCGAUCAGGUGUUAAAGGCAUUGUGACGCUAAACGGCGAUGCAUGGCAAGAUAAUCGCAGAUUCUGCCUUCACGUGCUUCGUGACCUUGGUUUUGGGAGAAAAUCGAUGGAAGAGCACAUAAAGGAUGAAGUUCAGUACCUUGCUGACAAAAUACUGGAGCUACGUGGCUCACCAGUGGACAUCCGCAAAUAUUUGAUCCCGAGCAUGUCGAACAACAUCACAUCACUGGUCUUCGGCAGACGUUACCCAUUCGAAGACCACAGGCGAAAAUUCUUGGAUGAGCGGCUAAGAAAGGUGGUGAAGAUCAUCGGAUCCGGAAGCCUUUUCACGUUCCUUCCUUCCUGGGCAUUUCUCAUCUUUACAACGCUUCCUUUCACUAACGUAGCCAAAAUCAAGGAAGUGCUUGAAGAAAUGUUCGAGUAUGUCUCCGAGGAGGUGAAGCAGCAUGAAAGUAGUCUGGACGAAAGCAGCAAUCGAGACUUCAUUGACGGAUAUAUCAAGAAGAUGAAGGAGAAUAAAGAUAACCCACGCUCAAGCUUUAAAAUGGGAAACCUGCUUGGAAAUGUCCUGAACUUUUUCGGAGCUGGAUCGAACACUGUCCAGAUAUCGAUACAGUGGCACCUCCUCAACUGCGCCGACAAAGUGGAAUCGGUGCAGCGCAACAUUCAGAACGAGAUCGACAGUGUGGUCGGGCAUGAGCGACAGCCUUGCUGGGAGGAUCACAACAAUAUGCACUUCACAAUGGCCACCAUUUGGGAAAUGUACCGAUGGCGCACUGUUGCACCACUCAGCAUCCCGAGAGAGGCUGCUGAGGACGUGGAAUACAAGGAUUACUUCAUUCCUAAAGGAACUGUCAUCCUUCCCAACCUUUCGGCCGUUCACUUGGAUCCCGUGACUUGGGAAAGUCCGGAGAUAUUCGACCCCCACCGCUUCUUGAAGAAGGACGGUUCCGGUCUGAUAGCCAAGCCAGACCAGCUCAUUCCUUUCUCUAUUGGCAGAAGAAUGUGUCCCGGAGAGACUCUGGCUACUGUGGAGAUCUUCCUCUACCUGACAACGCUCCUCCAAAAGUUCACCGUGAUGCCCUUGGAUGGAAAAAGAGUUGAUUUAGAGCCAGCUGCAGUUGCAUUAAACAUGCCCGCCCCACAACAGCUCAAGUUUCUAUGCCGCGAGUAGUGUCACCGACGCUUCUGAAGACAGGAUUGUUGCGUGUCCUAUUGGUCGCGGAAUAAUAAAAUGUAAAAUAUUUUGCAUAU